Annulohypoxylon maeteangense is the source of this 3434-nucleotide messenger RNA. Its product is annotated as EF-hand. The record is from RefSeq and is a predicted model, not a curated record. Gene Ontology annotation, molecular function: calcium ion binding; zinc ion binding. NCBI's taxonomy places the organism in Eukaryota, Fungi, Ascomycota, Sordariomycetes, Xylariales, Hypoxylaceae. Bases 189 to 3035 code for a protein of 948 amino acids. Gene Ontology annotation, cellular component: membrane; intracellular membrane-bounded organelle; cytosol. The transcript has a single exon.
CGCCAUCACUGUUGGCUUAUUAUUUUCCUUCACAAAAUAAUAUACAAGUCAAACUUGAUAGCCUCCCAAGGAAAUGAUCCUUAAUGCGCCAUGAUCUUCUUCCAUUACUCUUCUGAGUUAUUCUUCACCUUUUCAUUACCUUAAAGGCAUUCGCUUCGUUUGUCCGCCAUGAACGUUGCCCAUUCAUCAUGGCGCAUAUAUCCUCUUCUCCCAUGGCUUCAGCCUUGACCCGACCGCGAAUAGCCAUCGCUGUAGUUUCUGCCGUCACAACAGUCUCCUUGGGCUAUUAUUAUUACCGUGUCCAUCGCAACAGUUCUGAUCCCGAACCCGAUCUUGAUCUUGCUUCUACUGGUUCCGGUUUGCAUCGCCGGAAUGCCCUAAGACGACCACGUCGAUCCUCUCAGCGUCGUGACGAUUCCUCCGAUUCCGACUCUCAUGGCGAUGAAAAUGCUGAGACGACUACUUCGGUACCUAAUCAAGAGCCGCGCUCUCACCCCGACGAUCAGAGCCCCGAUGAAUGGUACAACGACAGUGGCCAAGCCCCGCGCCAGCGCACCGGCGAGAACAUAGUCACCCUCUUGUUCCGAGUGUCUGAGGACAACGCAAGGCGCAAUGCAUAUGUACAUCGCGGCUGUCAGUGUAAUGGCUGUGGCAUGGUUCCCAUACGCGGCAUUCGAUAUCGAUGUGCCAACUGCGCCGAUUUUGAUCUAUGCGAAGUCUGCGAAUCUCAAGGCCUACACAACAAGACCCAUGUCUUCUAUAAAGUCAAAGUACCCGCUCCACCGUUUGGAACCCGACAUGUACAGCCGUCCUGGUAUCCAGGCGAUCCCGACAACUCUAUACGGAACCUGCCGCGAUACCUCCUCUCCAAGUGGUCCCACGAUACCGGUUUCGAGCGUGUCGAGCUUGAUGCUUUCUGGGAACAGUGGACCUUCAUGGCCAAUACCGAGUGGAGGGAUGACCCCGAUGGACUUGGCUUAGCGAUGGAUCGCAAGACGUUCGAGCGCUGCCUCGUCCCAUCUGGUGGUUAUCGACAUGCCGCACCCAAUCUCAUCCAUGACCGUAUGUUUGCGUUUUACGAUACUAACCACGACGAUCUAAUCGGAUUCGAAGAAUUCUUACAUGGAGUUUCUUAUAGGAAAAGGAAGGAUAAACUCAAGAGAACAUUUGACGGCUACGAUAUCGACGGCGACGGGUAUGUGAGCCGACGGGACUUCCUGCGCAUGUUCCGGGCAUAUUACGUCCUUUACAAACAGAUGCACAAGGAUAUACUUGAAGGUCUCGACGACCACAUGAUGACGACUACCGAAGCCCAGCAACUCAUCAACGGCAGACAGCCCCUGAGCAGUUUAUUCGGCAGGGAGGGUAGGGUUCCCGCUGCCGAUCAUCCGAGGCCACUGGAAGGGAAGGUGUUCCGAUCAAACGGGGACGAGGAGAUCAACGAUGGUAAAGGAGUCAUCAACGAAGAUAAGCUAGAUACGUCCGGUCGUGAAGAGAUCCUCAAUAGCCUGUUUGCUCGAAACAAUACCCAGAGUCUCUUCACCGAAUCGUUUGGGUCUUCCUCUCGGAGGCCGCAAUCCCCUAGUGGGGAUGCCCGUUACUGGCCAGGGGUCAUAAACCCUCCUCGCAAUACCGUCGAUCUAGCAACCUUACUCGUUGGUGAUUAUACUCAGCUUGACGACAUCCUCGAAUCAAUCCGCAAUGAAGAACAUUCCCUAGGCGAAGAUGUUGAAACAGGCUCCUCAGAUGAGAAUGGGCAGAGCGAACCCGAGGAUGAGGGGGUUGAUGAAGCUGAUGAUGUCGGGCAGCUCGAGCGCAACGUAGAGGACGAUGCUAUGGGCUCAUCUUCUACCCGCGCCAUUCCAGAUGCUAGCAGAUUCACUAAUACAUUACCUACGGAGAGCCAGCUUAGGGUGCAGCAUCAGGCUAUAGUUGCGAACAACCAUAAUCAUCGUUUGGGGGCCGACAAACGAAAGAGGGUGCAUGCGAGGAGGCAGCUUCUUGAGAGAUGGAAGCGGCGUCAAUUCUAUCUAGAUGAGGAAGAAGGGGCCCUACCACCGCAGGGAUGGGACGAGAACCAGGAUGUUCUGCUGAACUUGAACGGCAUCGCUGAAUCAUCCAAGUCAGCGCCUCAUUUUCUCUCGCCGCGGUCGAGGUCAUCUUCCAAAGUGAGGUUCGCAGAGGACGCGGAUGAUUAUGAAACUCGCUCUAACCCAUCUACCUCUUCCCGAAGCGUGCCGGAGAGAUGGGGUGGGAUGGAGAUACCAGAUGCAGAGCGAGAUGCCGGGAAGGAAAUACUUUAUCAGAUAACGCAGCAAGCCUUCAACGAGCUUCUAGACGAGAUCUUUAAAAGGAAGGAAGACCUUGCCGUCCAGGCAGCCGAAACUAAGAAACUACGCGAAGAGCACCACGAACUCGUAGAUGCGAUCAACCUAGAGGACGUAGACGACUCGGAGGAUCAAUCGCCCCAUGAGCCUGAGCAUCAAGUGCACAUUUCGGACCAGAGCUUACCUGAAUUGCUUUCGACUAGCGGCUAUACCGUCCGUUCUCCCGACUCGGAACAUCCGGCUGCAGAAACACCAACUGAGGAUGACAAGGCACCGCUCAACGUGGAAGAGACGACCACCUUAGAGAUGGAUGCAACCCCGUCGGGAUCAUCGGAUCAUCGUGACCCCACCCUACCCCAGAAUCGCCCCAACAGCAUACCACGAGCCUCACUUGACGGUCCUACAUCUAGAGCUGCGGAGGCCAGGCCUCAGAGUAAAACGCUCGUCAACGGUGCUGGACCAUCCGAGGAUGCUCGUGUCGCCGAGACGGAGGACCCCGAUCCUGAGUCGUUACCCGAAAUAUCACGCUCUACGCUAGUGACAUGGAAGCGGCUUAACCUCGCAGAGCAGGAGGCGAGAGAAAGGGGCGGCUGGGGAAGACUAAGCUACAAGGAGUUCGAGGAGAUAUAUCGAGAGCACGAAUUCCAGGACAGCAGUCGUAAUCGGCUUGAUUACCUGGGCAGCUGGAUUGACUUCUGUAUUCCCUAGGAUCAUCAUAUACUUGAGGAUCACCCUCGCCCAAUUCCGAUAGUUCUCUCGGAAGAGGGACUGUUUUAAGACCUACUUGUACAGGCUUCUCGCGUAUCUCUACACACAACCCGCAAUUGGAUUCCAUGCUUAAAGUUGAUAGAGGUGUAUAUUUAUUGUCGAGCCACGGAUAUCCCGUGUACAGUAGCAUCGCUGUAUCUGUGAAUGGGCGCGAAUUAUAUGUCACGGUAUCAAAAUUCUGCAGCUGUUUGUCUACCUAGAUACCUACUCAGGUAUGCCUUAAACUCGUAGCCUUGGUUUAGUUUGAUAGGUAUCUUACACCGUCAAUUCUGUCACAUAUCUUACCCGAUCGUAUUAUCUCCAUUCGACAUAUCUCUGUAAAUGCCACUCGACUUUGAC